AUCAACUGGGUUCUAACUUUUAAGUACUAGUACUGUACUGACUUGUGACCCCUCGCGGCGGCACGCGACCCCCCACUUCUCCUUUGCCUUCAUGACAUGACGAUCGUCGACGAGAAUGAUCUUAUUCGCUUGCUCAACAGUAUCCAAGAACUUUCUGACGAGAUUACGCAGAACCGCUCUGUAUCAUUUUCACUCCAUGCCUCAGCUGGUGCUAUAAAGACUCAAGCGGCACAUGCCCAGACAGGGUUCGUCCUUCGUAGGUUCAACCUCGACAAGGUUCAAGACGUGUACGAUGGAGAACUAGAGCGCAUGAACGCCUCUCUUGCAGCUGAGAAUCAGACGCUGCAACACGACAACAAACAACUUGGUGCGCUUAUUCGAGAGUACGAGCAGACGCUUGAAAGCGUAAUGAGUGCAUUCCGCACAAGAGCUCGUGACGUCCAAGAUCACGAACUCGCUCUCAUUCGCGAGUACGAAUCCAAGCUUAUUGCCAGGGAAUCGGAAGACCUUCUCCGUGCACUGUCGGCUAGCACUGCUCAAUCCGCGGCCCUCGGGCGGAUAUCGAAGACGCUUCGCCAUUUCAUGCGCGUACUGAAUGGCGAGGAUGCCGAAGUUGCUGAUACUCCUUCGCCUGAAGCAAAGCAAGGCGAUGCGGAGGAAUUUGAUUUCGAAGAAAAGAAGGAUUGGUCUCUUGAGAGGGAUUGUGAGCUCGCACGGUUGGAACGAGAGAAUUCUGUAUUGCGGAGAAUGCUGAGGAUGGAGGUAUAUGAAGUCGAGGCUGACACUAAAUGGAAUGUUACAGAUUAUGCAGUAGACAACUCACGCCUGUUCGGAUCACGUCCUGGAUCAAGCAAGCAUCCUCCUCAGCCUCUGCAACCACAGAAGAAAACACUAGGUGGUCCGCCAGGCACAGUGGGACCGUACGGAACGUACAAGAAGGGCAAAUCAGGCUGAACAGAGCUCUAUCCACUUUCUUCGUUUUAUUAUUUGUGGACUCUUAUACAUUCAUACUGUGAUGCAAUGGCAGGAUGCUCUCAAUUCUUCGAUAUGUCUUUACGCAAGAGCUAUAUCGAGCCGGAUGACACGAACAGUUCAUCGUACGAGCAGUGGGGUAUUUGAAAUUUUGUGUGCAGCUCAAA
This is a messenger RNA of Suillus fuscotomentosus, 1139 nucleotides long. RefSeq lists its product as uncharacterized. The record is from RefSeq and is a predicted model, not a curated record. NCBI's taxonomy places the organism in Eukaryota, Fungi, Basidiomycota, Agaricomycetes, Boletales, Suillaceae. The coding region runs from base 97 to 954 and encodes 285 amino acids. The transcript has 6 exons.